Molecule: messenger RNA, 1692 nt
Organism: Entrophospora sp. SA101
Lineage: Eukaryota; Fungi; Glomeromycota; Glomeromycetes; Entrophosporales; Entrophosporaceae
Source: the annotation of a GenBank genome assembly
AUGCCACAACCAAAACUUAAGAAGAACUCUGGCCUCGGUAGAACAAUUAUUAAAGAUAGAUUUAAAGGUCAUAAACCUAAAGAUGGCGAUACUGCAUUGCAUACAACUGACUUAAACGAUGGGCCUAGCUGGACAAACUUACAAUCAAUAACACAUCAAAAAGAUUUGGAUGAAUUUCUUAGUACGGCACAAUUAGCAGGAACACAAUUUACAGCUGAAAGGUUGAAUAUUAAGGUAGUGACAAAUCAUUAUGAGAAUCCGUUUCUUUUGAGCUCUGAAAAAGAAAAAGAAACAUUGGCAAGACAUGAAGCUAAUAAAGAACGAUUGGUUAUACCUAGAAGACCCAAAUGGGAUAAAUCAACAACCCCUGAACAAUUAGAACAUGAAGAAAAAGAAUCAUUCCUAAGAUGGAGACAACAAGAUGAAUUCUUGUUGACACCGUUUGAACGAAAUAUAGAAGUUUGGAGACAAUUAUGGCGAGUAAUAGAAAGAUCAGAUUUAGUUGUUCAGAUAGUAGAUGCUAGAAAUCCUUUGUUCUUUCGUUCAAUUGAUUUGGAAAAAUACGUUAAGGAAAUUGAUGAAAAAAAAAAGAAUCUUUUAUUAAUUAAUAAAGCUGAUUUGUUGACUAGUAAACAAAGUAUUUUAAAACCUUUAGAAAUAGAUAGUUCACAUUAUUUAUACAAGUCAUUAAUUGGACCAUUUAAGAGCAUUGGUAAAUAUGAAUAUGAAAUAAUUCAUCAACCAAAUGGAAAUUGCGCAAACAAUAUCAAUUAUAAACCAAUUAUUAUUGCAUCAAGCACAUUUACCCUAUUUCCUAAUUUAUCAUUACCAUCGUCACCAACAUCAUCAUCACUUUCCAACAUGUCAUUACCUUCCAUGUCAUCGUCAUCACUAUCAUCAAUAUAUCCUAUAAAAAUAUUGGGAUUUUCUGAUAAUCAAUAUAAUUUAAAAACAUUUAAUAAAAUUGUUAAAUCAGCAUCAAUACUGCACAAUCAACCUAACUUUAUAUUACAUGUUGGUGAUCCUGUACAGAAAUUUGAUAGUUUACAGCAAUGGCAAACUGAUUUUUUUGAUCCAUUAAUCAAUUAUAAAUUAAUCCAAAAAUCACCAAUGAUUUUUGCUCAUGGUAACCAUGAUUUUAAUCCAUUGUUAAAUUACCAUUACACAACAAAUAAAUUAUGGUAUUCAUUCACUAUAGCAAAUACACGUUGGAUAGUAUUGGAUAGUAAUAUUGAUGAUGAGUUACAAGAUAAAUGGUUGAUAAAAGAGUUGUCAUCAAUCGAAUCAAAAUUGGCCAAGUUUCGUAUUGUGGUGGUACAUAUACCACCAUUUGUUGAAUUUUGGGAUCCAAAAUCCUGGAAUGAGAAAUCAGAAAAAUAUUGGGGUGAUUUUGUUAGGAAGAGGUAUGUACCUCUAUUUCAAAGAUAUGAAGUUGAUUUGGUGAUAAGUGGACAUCAACAUAAUUACCAACGUGGUCAAUUCGAUGGUACUGUUUACACCAUAAUUGGUGGUGCAGGUGGCGAAUUAGAUUAUGAGAGAGUUGAAGAUUGGAAAAUUUAUUCAAUUGUUAAAAAAAUUCAUCAUUACGUGUUGAUUGAAAUUUGGUCUGAUAAAUUGAUUUGGGUAGUUUAUGAUAUUAAUAAUAAAGUUAUUGAUAAAUUUGAGUUAGGAAAGAGAGCCAUUUUUACUUAA